Molecule: messenger RNA, 685 nt
Organism: Callorhinchus milii (elephant shark)
Lineage: Eukaryota; Metazoa; Chordata; Chondrichthyes; Chimaeriformes; Callorhinchidae
Gene: cskmt
Product: citrate synthase lysine methyltransferase
Exons: 2
Coding region: 71-685 (204 amino acids)
Source: RefSeq, a predicted model, not a curated record
UCGUCGUCGUUGUUGUCGUCGUCGUUGUUGUCGUCGUUGUCGUUGUUGACCCGCAGACCUGGUGCACCGGAUGGACGAGCGGGAGACCUGGGACCGGAUUUACGAGGAGAGCUCACGGGGCGACGGCGUCGGCGACGGCUUCGGGCACCUCGACUGGUUCUUCCCCUACGGGUUCGUCUCGGGCCUCCUGGCGUCCCUGCUGGCCGGCCCCGGGGUCCGGCGGGCGCUGGACCUGGGCUGCGGCACGUCCGGCCUGGGGCCCGGCCUGUACGCCCGCUGCCCCUUCCCCGUCCGCGUCACCGGCGUGGACUUCUCCCCCGUCGCCGUCCGGCUCAUGCGGGAGCGGUUCGGGGGUCUGCCCCCCUCGCCCCCGGCCCCCGCCCUCGCCCCGGGGCACCCCGCUUCGCGCCUGGACUUCGUGUUGGCCGACGUGACGGACCUCUCCGCCUUCCGCCCGUCCUCCUUCCACCUGGUGCUGGACAAAGGAACCUCCGACGCUCUGCUCCGAUCGCCAGGUGACGCCUUAGCCUCGCCCUCUCGCGUUCCCCCCCCCCCCCCCCGAAACUCUGAUGUCACUAACGCGCUCGCAUCCAGGGCGUGUCCCAGCCGAGCCCGGCUGGUUUUGUCCGGAAUUCACAGCUCCUCAUUGUUCGACGCAACGCAACAGAGCCAGAGAUUGGAUUAA